CGCCCGUGGAUGAGCACCAUGCGGCUGCUGCUGCUCGCCCUCCUCUUCUCGUCGUCCUUCGCCCGCGCCGGCUGCGACCCUAAGAUCGUCAAUAUCGGCGCGGUGCUGAGCACCAAGAAGCACGAGCAGAUCUUCCGCGAGGCGGUGAACCAGGCCAACAAGCGGCACGGCACAUGGAAGCUCCAGCUCAACGCCACGUCCGUCACCCACAAGCCCAACGCCAUCCAGAUGGCCCUGUCCGUCUGCGAGGACCUCAUCUCCAGCCAGGUCUAUGCAAUAUUAGUUAGUCACCCUCCUGCUCCCAACGAUCACCUAACACCAACACCUGUAUCAUACACAGCUGGCUUCUACAGGAUCCCUGUCAUUGGUCUGACAACACGCAUGUCUAUAUAUUCUGAUAAGAGCAUCCACCUGUCCUUUUUGCGCACAGUCCCACCUUACUCUCACCAGGCCAACGUCUGGUUUGAGAUGAUGAGAGUCUUCAACUGGAACCACGUCAUUCUGAUAGUCAGCGACGACCACGAGGGUCGUGCUGCACAAAAGAAGCUGGAGACCCUCCUGGAGGAGAAAGAGUCCAAGGCUGAGAAAGUGCUUCAGUUUGACCCUGGAACCAAAAAUGUGACGUCGCUGCUGCUGGAGGCGAAGGAGCUGGAGGCCAGGGUCAUCAUCCUCUCUGCCAGCGAGGAUGACGCGGCCACCGUGUACAGAUCAGCAGCCGUGCUCAACAUGACGGGCUCGGGCUACGUGUGGCUGGUGGGGGAGCGGGAGAUCUCGGGCAAUGCCCUGCGCUACGCCCCGGACGGAGUGAUCGGUUUGCAGCUCAUCAAUGGCAAGAACGAGUCAGCCCACAUCAGUGACGCUGUGGCCGUGGUGGCCCAGGCCGUGCACGACUUGUUUGAGAAGGAGAAUAUCACAGAUCCACCGCGGGGCUGUGUGGGCAACACCAACAUCUGGAAGACAGGACCCCUUUUUAAGAGGGUGUUGAUGUCCUCCAAGUACUCAGAGGGUGUCACCGGCCGGGUAGAGUUCAACGAGGACGGGGACAGGAAGUUUGCCAACUACAGCAUCAUGAACCUGCAGAACCGGAAACUGGUCCAGGUUGGGAUUUACAACGGCAGCAAUGUACUGACCAACGACAGGAAGAUCAUCUGGCCAGGGGGGGAAACCGAGAAACCUCAAGGCUAUCAGAUGUCAACCAAGUUGAAGAUUGUGACCAUCCACCAAGAGCCCUUUGUGUAUGUGAAGCCCACUCAGGCAGAUGGGACCUGCAGGGAGGAAUUCACCAUCAAUGGAGAUCCUGUCAAAAAGGUCUUCUGCACUGGACCCAAUGAGACCAUCCCAGGCCGUCCCACCGUGGCACUGUGCUGCUACGGCUUCUGCAUCGACCUUCUCAUCCGCCUGGCAGGGGUGAUGAACUUCACCUAUGAGGUUCACCUGGUGGCUGAUGGUAAAUUUGGUACCCAAGAGCGGGUGAACAACAGCAACAAGAAGGAGUGGAAUGGGAUGAUGGGGGAGCUGCUGAGCGGCCAAGCAGACAUGAUUGUGGCUCCCCUCACCAUCAACAACGAGCGGGCUCAGUACAUCGAGUUCUCCAAGCCCUUCAAGUACCAGGGCCUCACCAUCCUCGUGAAGAAGGAAAUCCCCCGCAGUACCCUGGAUUCGUUCAUGCAGCCCUUCCAGAGCACGCUCUGGCUGCUGGUGGGGCUGUCAGUGCAUGUGGUGGCAGUGAUGUUGUACCUCUUAGACCGAUUCAGCCCAUUUGGCCGGUUCAAAGUAAAUAGUGAGGAGGAGGAGGAAGAUGCUCUGACUCUCUCCUCAGCCAUGUGGUUCUCCUGGGGAGUCCUGCUGAACUCUGGCAUUGGAGAAGGUGCUCCCCGGAGUUUCUCUGCCCGUAUCCUUGGCAUGGUGUGGGCUGGCUUUGCUAUGAUCAUUGUGGCUUCAUACACUGCCAACCUGGCAGCCUUCCUGGUGUUAGACCGACCUGAGGAGAGGAUCACAGGCAUUAAUGACCCUCGGCUGCGCAACCCCUCGGAUAAGUUCAUCUACGCCACGGUGAAGCAGAGCUCUGUGGACAUCUACUUCCGACGGCAGGUGGAGCUGAGCACCAUGUACAGGCACAUGGAGAAGCACAACUACGAGAGCGCUGCCGAAGCCAUCCAGGCAGUGAGGGACAACAAGCUCCACGCCUUCAUCUGGGACUCGGCAGUGCUGGAGUUCGAGGCCUCCCAGAAGUGUGACCUGGUGACCACAGGGGAGCUCUUCUUCCGCUCCGGCUUCGGGAUCGGGAUGCGCAAGGACAGCCCCUGGAAGCAGAACGUCUCCCUGGCCAUCCUCAAGUCCCACGAGAAUGGCUUCAUGGAGGAUUUGGACAAGACUUGGGUGAGGUAUCAAGAGUGUGAUUCCCGUAGCAAUGCCCCAGCAACACUCACCUUUGAAAAUAUGGCAGGUGUGUUUAUGCUGGUGGCUGGAGGUAUUGUUGCCGGGAUAUUUUUAAUAUUCAUAGAAAUAGCUUACAAAAGACAUAAGGACGCGCGGAGGAAGCAGAUGCAGCUGGCGUUUGCGGCCGUUAAUGUGUGGAGGAAAAACCUGCAGGAUAGAAAAAGUGGUAGAGCAGAACCUGACCCUAAAAAGAAAGCCACUUUUAGGUCCAUCACCUCCACCCUGGCCUCCAGCUUCAAGAGACGUAGGUCCUCCAAGGAUACGCCCUGCAGAAUGGUCCCUCAGGAGUGCCAGAGAGACAGGCUGGCACCAUGGAGCCAAGACAGCCCUGGGAAGCUUCCACCCCACUCUGAACGUCCUAGCGCCCACCAUCACCCGAGCUGCACAGCCUCUCCGCGGCACAUCAUCCCCACCGCCCCAGGAGGAGAUGCAUGUGUUCCCCAUAGGCAGCUCCUGCAACUCGAGUAGCACUGGCAGAGCUGACGUUGCCAUCCAUCGCAGCCACCCACGAUACUGCAACCCCACAGACGCCAUGUGAGACGCAUAGACCACACUGACACCUCCGAGCCGGCACAUUGCGUACAGACACGUAUGGAGGUGCACAGGUCCCUUAGCCCCCCGCAUCGCCUGCCCCGCAGAGCCACACUGCCACCCCAGGCACAGCUGACACAGUCCCAUGGCACCGCCCUGCCAGGGCCGGCGCUGGCAUCCCUGGGGAUGGUGCCAGAGCUGGGCGAGAACCUGGAAAAGGUCACCUUUUCAGUGAAGGAUCAUCUGUCCCAAAGCCAAAUGCUUCUUGGCUGAGAAAGAGCCUAGGUUUUGGCCCAAAAGAACCAAAAGCAGGUCAAAGACAACUUUUUUUUUUUUUUUUCCCUAAAGGGAAGUUGAUAUUUUCUACAGCAAGAUCGCAUUUAGCUGGAAUCCUAAUUUUUAAUUGAAAAAAACCCACAACAACAAACCAGAAUUCUUCCAGAAAAUCUUCCACCAGCCAGGGACUACCAUAUGAGCCCAGUUAGGUUGAAGUCAUUUUUAAAGACAUUAAGUUCUUGUCUAUAUUUUCUUCCUGGUUGUCAUUUAAAGUUUUUGGUGCCUUCACUUCACUUCCAUACCUUAACAUGUUUGAGUCUCUUCUACGGUUAAUAUUGAUUAAUUUCUUAGCAUUAUAAUGUUUUGUUUGGGGAUUAUUGCACCAUCCCUGUAACAUAAUUUACCCUAAAUUACUGAUAUGUGCUUCUAGCAUUAGUCCUACUUUAACAUAGUUUUGAUAUGACCGUUUUCUUGCUUUUUUUUUUCUUUUCCUUUUUUAUUUUAAUUUUAAUUUUUAUUAUUAAAAAUUGCAUGCAUGAACUUUACACAAAAAAAAAAAAGGUAAAUGAGAAUGUUACCCUGUGAUAACUCUGUGAUUGGAGGAGAUAUGCUUUCAAAUCAAAA
This is a messenger RNA of Sturnus vulgaris (Common starling), 3870 nucleotides long. It is a transcript of the gene GRIN1, whose product is annotated as glutamate ionotropic receptor NMDA type subunit 1. Gene Ontology annotation, molecular function: signaling receptor activity; ligand-gated monoatomic ion channel activity. The record is from RefSeq and is a predicted model, not a curated record. Gene Ontology annotation, cellular component: membrane. Gene Ontology annotation, biological process: monoatomic ion transport. Lineage: Eukaryota; Metazoa; Chordata; Aves; Passeriformes; Sturnidae.